Rhodotorula graminis WP1 is the source of this 1722-nucleotide messenger RNA. RefSeq lists its product as uncharacterized. Gene Ontology annotation, molecular function: protein tyrosine/serine/threonine phosphatase activity. Lineage: Eukaryota; Fungi; Basidiomycota; Microbotryomycetes; Sporidiobolales; Sporidiobolaceae. Gene Ontology annotation, biological process: protein dephosphorylation. The transcript has 5 exons. The record is from RefSeq and is a predicted model, not a curated record. Gene Ontology annotation, cellular component: nucleus. The annotation marks the transcript as partial.
GCAUGGACGCUUCCAUGCAGCAGGUGCUCCCAGGCCUCUGGAUCGGCGACUACACGGCCGCGAGCAACCACGCCCUCCUCGAGGAGCACGGCAUCGCCUGCGUCGUCUCGUCGAUGCGCCAGGAAUACACGACCGCGCCCGGCGUCAGCCUGCACCACGUCGCCGUCGACGACACCGACAAAACCAACCUCCUCGAGCAUGUUGUCCCGACGGCCGACUUUAUCGACUCGGCCCUCACCAAGGGCGAGAGCGUGCUCGUGCAUUGCCAGGCCGGCGUCUCGCGCUCGACCACCCUCGUCGCCGCGUACCUCAUGCUCAAGCACGGCCUCAACGUCGAGCAGGCCCUCGACAAGAUCCGCGCCGUCCGGCCCCAGGUCGAGCCAUCCGAGGCCUUCAUGAUGCAGCUCGAGAUGCUCGAGCGGUGCGACUGCGAGUGGGACCCGGUCAAGUGGCCCGAGCAGCGCCGGUUCCUCAUGUCGUUCAUGCAGUCGCAAAUCAUGGAGGGCGCCUCGCCGUCCAUCAUCCUCGCCUACUACCCCUCGCCCGCCGCGACGCCCAAGGAGCGCCGCGAGAGCUUCAACAUGUCGAUGUCGACCCUCCCUCGCCCGCACAUCUCGCCUCCUGCUUCACCCUCGUCUCCUCGUUCUGCCACCGCACCCAACACGGCCGCCAUCGUCUCGGCGCCGACCUCGCCAGCCUCGACGUCGGGCCAGAUGCCGCCGUUCCCGAUGCCGCUCCCCGAGCUGUCGGCUCCGCCAGCCCGCAAGCGGCUCACGCCCCGCAAGGUCGAGCCGCAGGAGGACGUCGAGCAGCAGCAACGGCGCAUCGAGCGGCCUGAGAUCGAGAAGAUCGGGACGAGGGAGCAGGUCGUCGUGUCGGGGCGCCGGGUCCGGUGCAAGAUGUGCAGGCGAGAGCUGGCUGCUCGCGACAACAUCGUCGCGCACGAGCCCGGCAAAGGGCAGCAAGCCUUCGCGCCCAACCGGCGCGACAUGACGGCCUACCGCGCCGAGGUCGAGAAGCGCCGCCUCGACGAGGCGCGUGACGCGGCAGCGCUCGCUGUUGCGAAACCCGUCGCGCCGCCUGUCGCACCUGCGGCCGCUCAGCCGGCGGCGGCGACGAGCCCGGCGACCGAUGCGCAGCCGCCGAGCAACCCGCUCGCGGCGCUCCGCAUCUCGCAGCCCCUGCAGGGCAUGCGCGUCGUCCAGCCCCGAGGCCCGCCCGUCCUGCGGCCGCAGCCUGUCGCUCGUCCGGCACCUCGCAAGACGUCGCCUCCCGCCGACGCCGAUGCCGCCACCGCCACCGCCGCAGCGCCCUCGACCGCCGACGGCGAACCUCGGCCUGCACCCGAGGCCGACGCGUCGCUCUUUCCCGCCGCCGCCACAUCAUCUGCCCCAGCCUCGACCUCAACCUCGACCUCCUCCGUCGCUCCCCCCUCGUCCGCGCCUCGCGUCGACCCUCCCCUCCUCCCGUCGCACACCUGCUCGUCCUACUUCGUCGAGCCCCUGAGCUGGAUGAGCCCGGUCCUCGAGACGGGCGUCCUCGCCGGCAAGAUCGUCUGCCCAAACUCGAGGUGCGGCGCCAAGUUGGGCAGCUUUGACUGGGCCGGCAGUCGAGUGCUCGUGCGGCGCCUGGGUCUGCCCCGGCUUCGCGCUCAACGUCUCUCGGGUCGACGAGGUCUCUGGCUGAGUCGCUGCACCUGAAACUCGAGCGAGCAUUUUUAUC